UGUUGCUUAGAAAGCUCCCAACUCUGAGCUUAUAAAAUGGUGCCGAGUCAAGGAAAAAAAGUUCUGUAUUGUUUAUGACCAGUUCAUUUGUUUAGGGGUUGCUUACAUGACAAAUUAAGGGUUCCCACUUUUGUUUAAUAGUCUUCCAUCUUCUAUUUUCAGAUCUGAAAAUGAAAUGAGAGCCAGACCCGAUUCCUGGGUUUUGCACUGAGUUUCAAGAUUUGAAAACCUCAUAAAAGAUUUCUGGGUCUGUCGUAUUUUUUUCAUCUGAUUUGGUCGGAAACAGACACAGAUCAGAGAAAGGGGAAAUGGGAUUGGUGGGUCUCCAAGAAAAUGGUAAUAGGGAAAUGGGUUUGUCUGGUUUUCCUUUGGGAGCUAAGAACAAGUACAGGAGGAUGGACUCUGAGCUCACAGAGGAUGAUGAUUCACACCACCUUCAGCAGCAGCAAAGGAGCAGAAAUACCAAGAAAUAUGUUCUAGCUUGUGCCAUUUUUGCAUCUCUCAAUUCUGUUCUUCUUGGCUAUGAUGUAGGUGUUAUGAGUGGAGCAAUCCUAUUCAUUCAAGACGAUCUGAAGAUAACAGAAGUGCAACAAGAAGUGCUUGUCGGGAGUUUAAGCGUCGUUUCGCUUCUUGGUAGUUUAGCUGGUGGAAGAACAUCAGAUGCCAUUGGUAGAAAAUGGACAAUGGGAUUAGCUGCAAUUAUCUUUCAAACCGGUGCAGUUAUAAUGACUCUUGCUCCGACAUUCCAAAUCCUAAUGAUUGGGAGACUCUUGUGUGGGAUUGGAAUCGGCUUUGGAGUCAUGAUUGCCCCAGUCUACAUAGCUGAGAUAUCACCGACAAUCGCUAGAGGCUCUCUUACCUCAUUCCCUGAGAUUUUCAUCAAUCUUGGGAUCCUACUCGGUUAUGUCUCAAACUACGCAUUUUCAGGUCUUUCAGUGCAUUUAAAUUGGAGGAUAAUGCUCGCUGUGGGAAUUCUUCCCUCAGUAUUCAUUGGAUUCGCUCUGUUCAUAAUCCCCGAGUCACCAAGGUGGUUGGUAAUGCAGAAUCGAGUUGAAGCAGCAAGAGCUGUGCUAUUGACAACUAUUGAGAACGAGUCAGAGGUGGAGGAGAGACUCGGAGAAAUACUAUUAGCUGCUGGAAUUGGUAGCGCUGAGAAGUAUGAAGAGAAACCUGUUUGGCGCGAACUGUUGAGUCCUUCUCCUGCACUUCGCCGUAUGCUAGUUACUGGUUUUGGAAUCCAAUGUUUCCAACAGAUCACGGGUAUUGAUGCAACCGUGUAUUACAGCCCCGAGAUCUUCAAAGUAGCGGGUAUUGCUGGUAACUCGAAGCUUCUUGCUGCAACUGUUGCUGUGGGAGUUACCAAAACUGCAUUUAUAUUAGUUGCUAUUCUUCUUAUAGACAAACUUGGAAGAAAACCACUGCUAUAUAUAAGCACAAUUGGUAUGACUAUCUGUUUGUUUUGUUUGGGACUUACUCUAUUAUUGUUGAAGCACACACCUUUCGGGAUUGGAAUGGCAAUACUGUCGGUUUGUGGAAAUGUGGCUUUCUUCUCAGUGGGAAUUGGUCCUGUUUGUUGGGUUUUGACAUCGGAAAUCUUCCCUUUAAGGCUGCGCGCCCAAGCUGCAGCACUCGGAGCUGUGGGUAACAGAGUGUGCAGCGGUUUGAUUGCCAUGUCUUUUCUCUCCAUGGGACGUGCAAUUACGAUGGCUGGAACUUUCUUCAUUUUUUCAGCAGUUUCAGCCGUUUCUGUUGCCUUUGUUUACGCACUUGUUCCUGAAACAAAAGGAAAAUCACUGGAGCAGAUUGAGGCAUUGUUUCAGAGUGAACAUGAGCAGCAAGGGAGUGGAGUGGAGCUUAGAGAUGUUGAGCAGCUUGUGCAGAAAGAGUGAUCCUCUCCAGGGAUUGUUUCUGACCCAAUUCCAGUAAGUUCUUAUGGCUAUUGUAUCGAUGUGAGUACACAAAUCGAUGUCAUGUUCUAAGUUGUAUAAAUCAAGAAUUUCCCAGUUUCAAGCCUACAGGAAUUCUGAGAAUUAUUGCCAGCACAUGUAGGAAUUGGUUCAGGAUUUUUUUUUGUAAACUUGUGUCAGAAAAUUAAGUGUAUAUCUAUUAGUGUGGGAGAAUGAGUUUAAUUUAAUAAUUAGAAAAAAAAAAAGAAACAAAAAGAAAAAAAAAAGGGGAGAGAAUCGGAAUCAAUGGCAUGGUUGUGUUUUUGUUUGAUGUAUUUUCUGUUUUCUUAUCCUGGAGUAAAGAUGCAAAAACAUAGAGGAAAAGUGAUAAAACAAUGUCUACGUUAAAUUCAUUUCAUGUUCUAUUUUAUU
Molecule: messenger RNA, 2318 nt
Organism: Camellia sinensis
Lineage: Eukaryota; Viridiplantae; Streptophyta; Magnoliopsida; Ericales; Theaceae
Product: putative polyol transporter 4
Biological process (GO): transmembrane transport
Cellular component (GO): membrane
Molecular function (GO): transmembrane transporter activity
Source: RefSeq, a predicted model, not a curated record